AUGGAAGCUAAGAGAUUUAUUGCCUUGGAGGGAUUAGCGUGUACUUUUAAAACUACACUUUUAAAACGGUUUGCCGCCACCAAUAAAAAGGUGACUGUACAUUUGUCGGAUUUUGCCGAAGUAAUACAAGAGUUGGAUUUACAAAAUAAAAAAACGGCCCCUCUCAUCUAUACCGCCGCCCGAGUUGCCGAAAUGGCCAAGUGUUCCGCCGGUGUUCAUAUAUUCGACAGAGUCGCCAUAACCUCGGUCCUAUAUACUCACAUUUUCAACGAAGAUGAUGAUGACGCGCGCCACGACUCUAUAUUGGCAGAUUGUGCCUCGCUGAAGAAGAGCGGCUUGAUGGCGGAUUGGGGCCGUACAUUGAUCAUGUUGACCAAACCGGGUCAGGAAGAUGAGUUGGUGGAGAAUAUGAGAAAACGAGGCAACGGGCUGGAUUGGCUUAGUGUGGAGUAUGUGCGUCGACAAAAUCAGGUUUUUAAAAUAUUUGCUGAACAAUUUGGAUUGCCCGUGUAUGAGCUAGAUUUGGCCAAAUCUUGGACAGACCAACAAGAUGAAAUUGUAAAAUUUUUGUGGGAUAUGUGUCUUGAAUAA
Molecule: messenger RNA, 591 nt
Organism: Parnassius mnemosyne (clouded apollo)
Lineage: Eukaryota; Metazoa; Arthropoda; Insecta; Lepidoptera; Papilionidae
Source: the annotation of a GenBank genome assembly